This is a messenger RNA of Erpetoichthys calabaricus (reedfish), 6605 nucleotides long. It is a transcript of the gene esrra, whose product is annotated as estrogen-related receptor alpha. Lineage: Eukaryota; Metazoa; Chordata; Cladistia; Polypteriformes; Polypteridae. The record is from RefSeq and is a predicted model, not a curated record. The transcript has 7 exons. Gene Ontology annotation, molecular function: zinc ion binding; nuclear steroid receptor activity; sequence-specific DNA binding. Gene Ontology annotation, cellular component: nucleus. Gene Ontology annotation, biological process: regulation of DNA-templated transcription. Bases 493 to 1764 code for a protein of 423 amino acids.
GGGCGGGUCUAUAUCACUUUCCACAAAGGAGGCGUGGCGACAGAAACGUAAUGGGCAGGAUGAAGAGACGCAGGGAGCCGGUGUAGUACGCAGAGCUCAGCGAGCUACAGAGGAGUUCGAUACCAGAGCUAACGCUUGACAGAAGAAAGGGUGCGAUAAACAUAGAAAACUAAUAAUAAUAAGAAUAAUUAUGUCCUCUUGACAGGUUGAGCAGCGAGGCGAUUAGGUCUGCUGUCGGAGCUACUCCAUAUGUGUAACUUAGCUGGUUCGAACGACUGCUUGUCUUAAAGGUUAAUUCUAGCGUGGAUUCAACUGCUCGUGCACGAUAAUAGUGACAGAGGAAAUUGAUUGGAUCGGUAGUGCCCUUGCCCAUUCUCCGUCAGAAGGACAACAUCAGACCGGAAUCGAAUCUUCGCGGUCUGCAUCGCCACGAUCCCCGUGCGUGAUCAGAGGAGCUCAAGCAGACUGGCCGUCCUUAAUAUAUUCACCAUAAUGUCAGCAAGAGAGCGGCAGCAGGAAUUCUACAUCAAGGCAGAGCCUGCAAGCCCAGAAAGUAUCAGCCAGCACAGCCCAGGAGGAUCCUCAGAUUCAAGUAACAGUGGUGGAGGUGGAGCAGCCAAUGAACACUACUCUUCUCCACUUUAUGGAGCUCCUCGAUGUCAUUAUGAGGAAGAGAACUCGGAAGAGCCUCCAACAGGGGGCAAAUGCAAGUAUGCCCUUACCACUCUGCCCAAACGACUGUGCCUAGUGUGUGGUGACAUUGCCUCUGGGUUUCACUAUGGGGUGGCAUCCUGUGAAGCAUGUAAAGCAUUCUUCAAACGCACUAUCCAAGGAAGUAUAGAAUACAGCUGUCCUGCUACAAAUGAGUGUGAAAUCACAAAACGUCGUCGGAAGGCCUGCCAGGCCUGUCGAUUUACAAAGUGCUUGAAAGUUGGAAUGCUUAAAGAAGGUGUACGUUUGGACCGAGUACGAGGAGGCAGGCAAAAAUAUAAACGCAGGCCAGAAGUGGAAGCAAUGACAUACCAGGGGUCAUACCAGAGCCCACAAGCUACUCAGCCUAUCAGGAAGCCAGCUACAACCAAUAAUAUUGUGUCUCACUUGAUGGCAGCAGAGCCAGAGAAGUUGUUUGCAAUGCCUGAUCCAUUAGUACAGGACAGCUACCUGAAAACCAUGACUACUCUGUGUGACCUGGCAGACCGUGAACUGGUUGUUAUCAUAGGCUGGGCCAAGCACAUUCCAGGUUUUCCGUCACUAUCUUUGGCUGACCAGAUGUCAAUUCUACAGAGUGUAUGGCUAGAGGUUCUAAUCUUGGGAGUAGCUUUUCGUUCCCUGCCUUAUGAAGAUGAGAUUGUUUUUGCUGAGGACUACAUUAUGGAUGAAGACAUGUCUACAAUGGCUGGACUAACUGAAUUAAAUGGUGCUAUUAAUCAGUUAGCAAGGAAGUACCGCAAUUUGCAGCUUGAUAAAGAAGAGUUUGUCAUGCUCAAAGCUAUUGCUCUCACAAAUUCUGAUUCGGUUCAUAUAGAGGAUUUAGAGGCAGUUCAGCACCUCAAAGAUGUUCUCCAUGAAGCUCUUCUCGAGUAUGAAUCCACCAAACACUCAGAUGAGCCCCGGCGAGCUGGAAAACUGCUGAUGACUCUACCGCUGCUGAGACAAACAGCCAACCGUGCCCUUCAUCACUUCUAUAACCUCAAAGUGGAGGGUAAGGUACCGAUGCACAAGCUGUUCCUGGAGAUGCUGGAGGCUAUGAUGGAUUCUCCUUGACAGCAGGUCAAGAAGAAAAAAAAGAGACAAUAAUGUUGGCCCUCAAAAAUACAAAAGGGCUUUUAUUUGUACUAAAGCCAUAUUGGUCUGCAAAGCUAUUAUGUUAAAAGCUGGUCAAGGACAACAAAGUUAUUUAAUAUUGUCAAACAGUACUUCCAUCCUCCUUAGAAGAGGGACUGAACCCAUUAAUGGUGUGCUAUUGUGAAGUGGAACUAAUGAAAGAAACGCUUUUGCAGGAUCUCCAAGUGAAUACACACACCUUGAUGUCUUGAUUUGGGAAUUUCUUUCGGCUUUCUUCAAUUCUGGCUUCACUACUAAGAAACAUGAUAACUAUGAACCAAUAGUAAUUUCCUUCUGGCAAACAAAACAUCAACUCUGGGCAUGUCAGACCAAGCUGUAUGUGAAUCACUAUGCCAUACAUAUUUGAAUUAGAUGACAUCUAAGGAAAGAAAUCUGAUUAUGACUACUAUAGUUCUAGUGAAGGAAGCUUUUAUACAUUUUAAAAAAGGGAAUUCCUAUUUGAAAUAUUAUUAGAUUUUUAUUUAUUGUUAUUUUUUAUAAUAGGUUAUUUAUGACAUUUCUGUCUUUCCUGUUUGAUGACAGCACCACUUCCAUCAGUGCCUCAAUAUUAACUUAAGAAUAAACCGUCUUCCCUCCAUUUUCAUUCUUCCAAAUGGCGUUCUAUAAAGUAGUUUCUCUGCAUUCCCAUUGUACAAAAUCAUGAAGCCAUAGCACACGCUGUACAGAUUUUUUUUCCCCUGUUACAGCCAAGAAUCACACCUGGCUUGGAAAUAUUUUGUAGCAGGAAUGACAGGUUAAGAGUGAAAUAGUAGCAUGUAAUAUACUGUAGAAAUGGUCAUUUAGCACAGAUGGCACAUAAAUUAUUUUUUUACAUGAACUUUAUUUCAAAUAGCUCCAGACGCCUUCGCUAUUAUCCCUCUAAGGGUAAGCUGCAAAUGAGUGUUUGCUUAGACACUGAAUGUACAUUACUGUGUACUUUUAUGUGAGGACUACAACACAUAUUCCAGGUGACACUUGCUGCUAAGGGUUAUUGUAAAGUUUACCAUUUACAUGAAAGCUAAUGCUACUUGACAGCAAUAAAAGAUCAACAGCAAGCGUAUAAAUGGCUGUUUAUUUACAGCAGAUUUUUUUAGUUCUGUUAUGUUGGUGUUCAAUCUUUAAUACCCAUAAUGUUUUGGGUAAUAAAUGUUAAUUUCACUAUUAAGAUAUACAUGUAUGCAAUACAAUCAUUAUAUACUGUUUGUGUGUGUAUAUACAGUAUAUGUGUGUGUAUAUUUAUAGAGUCUUGCAAUAUUAUUUUAUUAGUAUUUAUUUAGGGCAGCUAUAUCAUGCAAGGGUUUACUAAGGUCAUUCCAGAGGUACCCAGGCUAUUUCACCCUAAAACUGUUUUGUUGCUUUGAAAAAUAUUUUCAGUAACAAAAUUGUUGCAAAUGAUAGAUGCAUUUAAACCGAUAGACAAUUUUGUAAGCAGGUUAUUCAUCGAGCAGGCAAAUCUAUACUGCAAGUGAACAUCCACAAUACAAAGAAACAAUACACCAAAUAGCAUUUGUGUAGAAUUAAAUAUUAAGGCGUGGUAUCAUAGAAUACAGUAUUUGUAAAAAAAACAAAAAAACAUGCUGUUGCAGACCAAGACUUAGAACUUUACAGAUUAUAGUUAACAGAAUUAUUGCCACAUGAAUACAGAAAGGGAUGCAAGCUCCUAAAACAUCAAUUCCUUUUUGUCCACAUAGACUUGUAGUAUAAAUGUGCAGGUGACCUUAACAUCUGUGCAAAAGCACUUUAGAUAGCUUUUGCAAAGGAGCAGAUGGUGCAUUCUUAAAGAGCAAACUGUGCAAAGUAGCAGAAAUCUAUGAAUGUGGAUGCAUAUGCAGUUUCAGUUUGACCUUUAGUCUCUGUUCAUCCUAAACAUAAGUACAAUUACUGACAGGAAAGCAGGAGGAUUUUUGUAUGAUCAGGUUAGCAAGCGCCUCCUUGAAACAGGGAAAAGGCAUAAUAACUUUACUGAAAGAAAAUAAAUGUAUAGCUCGAUCAUUUCAGAAAUAACUGAAUAAGCAGAGUCCCAGCAAACAAUCUGAUGUUGCAAGCUGCGUAUGAUAUGUAGGGAAGAGACAUCAAGGUGCUUUAUUUCUAAGAAUCAAAAUAUAUACAGUAUGUAUUAAAAAUAUCAAAAUAAACUGUUAUAAAAGAGAAGACAUUUUAAUUGCUAUAGUUUAGAGGAGCUUUGCAUUAGCAGAGAGUCUGAGCUUCAGGUGUGAGUAUUUGCUGUCGACAGCGUGAUUGGCCUUGAACUGAAACCUGUCCGUUAAAAACAAUGCAGAGCCGGGGAUGCUAACAUCAACGGACAUUAGACUUCCAAUUUUAAUUUAAAAAUAAACAAACAUGCUUUUCCUAACACUAAACAGGAUGUGGUGCUGAAAUUAAGGAAAUACAUAUGUCCUUUAUUUUUCUUUAUAGCAUUUACUGACUUGAUUCAAACAGAAAAUGACCUUGUUAAAUCAUAUUUAAAACACAGUAUUACAUCUACUUGACUGAAACAUGAAGAGCAAGUGGAAGACCAAACUAGCCAGAAUCAGAAAUGUGUUUUAAAUUGCACUUUGGAUGCAUUCUUCUUGACCAGAUUGGAACUAUAUUUGAAAAAAGGAAAAAAAAAAAAACAUUGGGGGCAUUAACUUAAAGCUGUGGGUAUGUAAAUUUGAAAAUUAGAUUCAAAUUUUAGUAUUGACUGCAGCAGCCAGAAAAUUAAGAAAACUUUUCUUUUGGGAACAUAAACCUGGAGCUUCUGUUCGACACAGAUGGACCUUGUAAGCUGUUUUCAAUUCACGCGUGUAGAGGUGCAAAUCGAAAGAAACAGGGAGGAAUGUUCAACGAUGUCCCAUUGCAUGGAGCAAUAAGGGUUGAUGCUGACCUGAAACGGAGGAUACCAGAGUGAAUUGUAAUCUUCUAAAUUAUUGUCAGUGAACAAAACAAAACCUGUGAUUUUAUGCACUGUAGGAUUUCUUCCAUAAAUAGUCUGAAUUCAGAAGUAACCAUCUUUUUAAUUCAUAGCAAUUCUAUGUGCUGUAGAACUAGAAGCCAUAUAUUUCAAGAAAGCAAUACAUAUCAGCCUGUAUGGUAGUAAGUAAUAAAACAAAAUAAAUACAUUUUCCAAUGCCAAGAGGGCAAGAAAAGCAUUUUAAUGACCUGUACACCAUUUUUUUUUUCAAAAUCAGUGCAAGGACAUUGUCCUUAAUUAUUAUUAUUAAUUAUUUUAUUGUAAUGAAACCUUUGCCUCAUGUACUUCUAGGUUGUGUUUGUGUCGUUGUAAAUUGUGUGCUGCUCUGGGAUAAAAACUAAAGGAAAUGACUGAAGAUUUAUUCUCCUAGAGUAGACACUUGGGGUGUGCUGAUGUGCCGAUUUACUGAUUAAUGUAUAUUUUCAUUGUACUUGAAAAACCUAAUGCUUUCCUCAUUUGCUAAACAUGAAUUUUAUUUUUGAUAUGCCCAUCCUUUGAUAUCCAAUCCUCUUGGCUGACUUUUCUUUUUUAUUUAAUUAAUUAUGCAGAUCCAGUCGGUCAGCCAUCAAAUUGCGUCUGAAUGAAGGGGAGCAAAAGGGAAUAUUAACACUGCAAACUAAUACAAAAUAUUUUUUUACAGAAUAAUGUAGUGGCUGUCUUCGGUGAUCAAUUGAUUUUAUUGUAGCUUGUGGACAACAUACAGGCCAGUACACCAAUCAUUCUGACCUAAAACACAGUGGAGAGUACAUGAAUAACUUGAAGUUAUGGUGCAGUGUGUGACAGUGUACUUAUAUUUAAGGUACAUGUAUGUGUAGCCUGCAUUUGUACUUGUGUUUGUAAGUAAACGUAAAUAAGUCUGCAUUUUCUAGGUUGGGCAGUUCAAAGUGUACCUUAAAAAUCAACACAACUGUAGUGCUUUAGCUUUACAGAGAGCCACGCGUAAUCAGAAAUGCCAAGAUGGCACUGCAGUUUCUAGAAUGCAGUUUACAGACUUGGAUCUCUGAAAAGAAGCUAAGAAACCUGAAAAAAGUUGACAAUUGCUCACACAUUAACUCACUCACUUUACAAAAGAAGUGUGGCACUACUGACCCUUCAUCUCCUUCAUGGUUCCUAACCCCUUUGAUUGAAAAAUUUCAGAAAAACAGGAUAUGUUACACAUAAAAGGAUUGCAAACUACAUGCCUGGCAGAAUGUCUCAAGCUCAAAAUUAGAAAAUACUACAAAACUAAACCGGCCAUUUAGGAACAAUUGUGAAAAUUUUAUAUUAGGAUGAAGAAUUGGUUUUAUGCAGAUGUUUAUAAAAUAAUGAAUUAUUUGUUUCAUAGAAUAGACAAUCACCUCAUCUAACACUAUCCACGGUAAGUGAGGAUCAUCUCACGACUGAGCUGCUUCUGUGUUUUCUGUUUGCAGUUGAUGAGUAACGACAUAGUAAAGCGCAGAGUAUUGUAUAGCAAACUCAGGAUUGGGCGUUGUUGCGUCUUUUGUUAGUCCUGUAAGAGUUUUGUAUAUUUUUCUCAGUAUAACAUUUCUGUUGGUCAGUUGUGUUUCUGUCUACUUGCCUGUCUCUUCGUACUUAUGGUGAUUUGUGUGUGUGUUUGUGUGUAAUGUAUAUCCUAAAAUUAAAUUAUUUGUCUCACAGAUUAUGGCCUUUACUUCCAAAGACGGACCUUUUUUUUGAAAGCCAUAAAGAGUGUACUCUUUGUUGGAUGUAAUGACCACCUUAAGAUUUACUUCACGAAAUAAUCAAGAAUAGCAAUGAUAAAAUUUACUUUUUGAGGAGAGUAUAUUUAAAAAAAGAAGAUAAAAGUUGAAAGAAAAUGAAUGGAAAA